CAAUGAUUCAUCAUUUUUCCAUUGGCUGCUGGAUUCUGUUGUUUCUUACACCAGGAUAUACUCCUGUUUUUGCAAAAGGUGAAGUCAUCCAGGUACCGCGUGGAUUGGAUGCCGCGUUACGUUGCAGAUCAGAGACAACUCUUCCUCCGAAGUGGGAAUGGGACUCCAAUCUGACAUCAGACAACAUCAAGACAUUAGUGGUCAACAACACUGAAUACCUGCUGGUGGAAAACUUCCAGGAGAUGAAUGAAGGCCGUUACUACUGUAUCAAUGGAACAGGGGAAACUGCAGUGAAACUGGAAAUACAGCUGGGUGUAAAGGAUAGCGCGCCUGUGUACAGAAUCAGCAGGACCGGCUCGUUGCAUCUCUUUUGUGAACCUCCAACACCAACAAGGCUUGAGGGCUUUUGGAGCUGGAGACAGACUGGGUCUGAAGAAGACUGCAAACGGCCUGGUUCAGGACAGACUGGGUCUAAAGGAGACUGCAAACGGUCUGGUUCAGGACAGACUGGGUCUGAAGAAGACUGCAAACGGUCUGGCUCAGACCUGGAGCACUUUGGAAAUCGGUCGGAAGUAAAGAAGAAUGAGUCCGAAAACAAAUUUUCACUGAGCAUCUCCCCUCUGCUCUGGAAUGACUCUGGACAAUACCGAUGCACUCUUUGUGAUGGUGACAAACUUCACAAGCAAUGCAUUUAUGAAAUAAUUACAGUGAAAGUGUACUCCGAGCCCAUGGAGCUGACUGAGGGAGAGAAUGGCUCCCUGGUCUGUGCCAUUUCACACCUGAAAGAGUCCACCAGACUGCUGUGGAUCGACACGCAGAGUCAACAGAUGUUCUCCAACCCCGAGGCACAGAAGCACGCGGGCGAGUUCCGGCUCGUGGUGAGGAACGUCACGCUGGCGCAGAGCGCUUGGGAGUGCGCCGUGUUCCGCCAGGACCGGCUCCGAGCGCUGGUCCCGUUCACACUGACUGUGAAGAGCCGAGCCACACGGCCCCCCGGGCCCCCUGCUGGAGGUGAGGGAGCGAGAGUCACAGACAGACCGGGCCAGGACCCUACUGAAGCAUCUGCACAAAAUCACUCCGGAAACCGUAUAAUUUAUCUGUCACUAGUCUGCCUCUGUGGUCUUCUUCUCAUAAUCCUGGGAACAGUUUUCAUAAUCUACUGUUGUCGGAGACAUCAAGGUGAUGAACAGACCCCAGAAGCUGACUCCAGUACAUCAGCCGCACUUGCUACUGACAAUCUGACUCCUGAAGAGGACUCGGUGAUAUAUGCAGAUGUGGUCCUGGCAACCGGAAUUAGAAGAUGAUUCAUUCAUUUUAAUUUUACUACAGACGUAAUUUGUUCAAGUCUUUUUUUUAGGUUCUGACAAAACAUAUAUCUGCAUAUGAGAAGUCUUUGGGGGAUUUCCUUUACAGAUUCAUGGAAAGAAAAUGUAGUUGUUGGAAAUGCGAACUUCUGUUAAAAUUUGAAAUGGGGAAGUGGUUAUAUAUUUAGUUUUAGCUACAGUGGAAAAAAUGAAAUAAAAAGGAACUCAAAUUCACUUUGGAGUAGCACCAAUAAUACUAGUUUUUCAGUGAAGGAUACAAAUGGUUAAUUUUCGCUUGCUGAAUGCAGGACAUGCAUUGCUGAUGCUCUUUUUAUAAUGGGUCAUUUAAUUGCUUAAUUACUAUUCUUUGAAAGUCUUUCAUCUAUUGUCUUUAAUAUUUUUUUGUUUAAAGAAAUCAAAAUGCACAUGUUUUGUGAAUUCUUUAUGCAUUCCUCAAAACCUUUAAAAAAAAAAAAAAAAAAAAAAUACAAUUAAGCCGAUUUUUGAAUGUCAUGCACAGAGUGUUAAGUUCUUUGGGAAAGAAUAGAAAAUGUGAUAUUACCACUGGUGCAAGCGGGAUAAUGGCGCCUCCUUGUGUCAUUAUAUGAAAUUACUUUUAUGAUUAUAAAAAUCUGGGAUUUUGAGAGGAAACAUGCAGAGAUUUAGAAGAUGUACACAUUAAACUGAAGCAUACACUUUUUAUGCCAUGUGCUGUAUAAUUUAUUCUAAAUAUAUGGCUACAUGCAAGAUUAACAUUAACAUUAAGGUUCUGCAAGAUCCCUAACUUUGCAGUGAAAUACUGAAAAAUAAACAAACUGUAAUCCACUGGCCAUUCCUCGCCCAGAUUAAACACAUUACAUUACAUUACAUUACAUUACAUUACAGGCAUUUGGCAGACGCUCUUAUCCAGAGCGACGUACAACAAAGUGUAUAACCAUAACCAGGAACAAGUAUGACGAAACCCCUAGAGAGAAGACAGCAUAUCUGUGUGUUUUAAUGUGAUAAUUUACAUAUUUACUUGAAUUUUAUUAUCAAUUAUGUGUCACGGAUUGGUGAGGGAAUGGACCCAAAUGCAGAGUAAAAAAAAAACCCCAAGAACUCCAAAAGGGAACUUCACAGACUUUAAUUACAAAAUCAAGAACAAACACAGAUAACCAAACAAAACCUCACAGGGCAAAUCCCAAAAACAGAAAAUCCAAAAAUCACAAGAAGCCAAACAGGCAGGGCAGAAACAGGCGGACAAAAACAGGCACAGGGAAACACAGGCAAACUCUCAGGCAAAACAGAGGCAGGAACACACGCGGAAACACAAGCGAAAACACAAGGAGCCAGCACCCGAGUCAGGGAAGAAGAGAACUUAAAUAGACAAGACCCUAACGAGACACAGGAGGGCACAAUGCACAAUCAGACCACAGAGGGAAGGGAUAACUAGACACAACUGAAAAACACUAGAAUAAUUGGAACCAAUAAUACAAUUAAACAGGGAAAAGGAACAGAACUACUGCCAUCUGGCGGCCGAAAAAGGAAGACAGAAAACAGGAACAGAAACCUGACGGUAUGUCUGUUUUCAGAUAAUGUUAUCUAUCAUGGCUUUUAUAGCUUAAAUUUCAUUCAGGUAUGUAGGCUACCCAUUUAUGCUGAUACAUUCACAGAAGAAAUUCACGUUAAACAGCUCAUAUAAAACCCAACAGUACAGACUCGCCUAACAAUUAAACCCACCAACAUCCAGUUUCAAGCCCAUGUCUACAAAAAACACAAGAAGCUUAUGUAACCUCACUGAGGUCAUUCGGCCUACUGCUAAUCUCACUCUCAAUAGAAUUGAUUAGCAGUAUCUAACAUGCCAUUAUUUGUACUGAAUAUUUGAGACUGGACAUCUGUUUGUUGUUUGUCUGAUGAUUUGCUAACAAUGUCAUAAGACUUGGACUUUGAGAAAAUAAUACUUCACAUGUUUCAUGUAUUUCAAUGAGCAAACGCCAUCAUUAAAAUUACACUGAAGUCA
Anguilla anguilla (European eel) is the source of this 3303-nucleotide messenger RNA. RefSeq lists its product as uncharacterized. The coding region runs from base 3 to 1304 and encodes 433 amino acids. Gene Ontology annotation, molecular function: protein tyrosine kinase binding; MHC class II protein binding. NCBI's taxonomy places the organism in Eukaryota, Metazoa, Chordata, Actinopteri, Anguilliformes, Anguillidae. Gene Ontology annotation, biological process: positive regulation of ERK1 and ERK2 cascade; interleukin-15-mediated signaling pathway; T cell activation. Gene Ontology annotation, cellular component: membrane raft; external side of plasma membrane. The transcript has 8 exons. The record is from RefSeq and is a predicted model, not a curated record.